Messenger RNA from Schistosoma curassoni, 1596 nucleotides. NCBI's taxonomy places the organism in Eukaryota, Metazoa, Platyhelminthes, Trematoda, Strigeidida, Schistosomatidae. The record is from the annotation of a GenBank genome assembly.
UCGAACCAAUUAGAAAGCGAAAACAAGGUUUUUCUUUUCAAGGUCAAAAACGACGGAAAUAAGCGCUUCGUUUAAUUAUGCAUAUGGAGCUACUUGUUGAAAUGCAUAGCAAUCUUAGUGCGGUAUGUUAAAUUUUUUGUAAAUGCUACAAAUUCCAAUGCAGUAUCAACGAUUUCCUAAAAUUUUCAAAACUUUUUAAUCUUCAUCAGGCUCACUUUAAUGAGCGAUGUGCUAAACAGUGUAUGAAGGUUGGAAAUAUCGACGGAGCGAUCUAUUACUAUAAAAAGUCUAUUGCCUUCAUGGAGCUAACCCGGGACGAAGUUGAAGAGGGCGAUCAUGAUUAUGUAAUUAUUGAUUUACAGUUAUCAUCACUGAAACUGAGCUUAAGUGAGGCGGUAUCAAGGAAGACAGAAAUAAUAUCUGGUGACCAGAACAUUUCUUUGAAGACAAUUCCUGCUGACCAUUCAUUUUAUAACAGAAAAUCAGCUGACUCCCCGUCAUACUUACCUUUAUCCUCAAAUCAAACGUCCAAUAAAAAGGAACAAGGAGCUGCUGUUAAACUUCCUAAAACUGAAUUUCAAACACGUGAAGAAUUAGUUACCUGUAUCGAAGAACUUCGAAAACUUGUGGACAUGUUGGCAUCCCAGCUCAGUCGAGUUCGUCAAAUGCUUUCAGAAGAACGUGAACGUCGUCUUGCUAUAGAAGCGGAACUAAUAUCUUCAGGUGGUUUUAAUUAUCAAUCCAAUGAAUCCUUCACCUACCACAAUUACGAUGAUGACGAUGGUUUUGAUGAAAACAGACCAUGUGUUUUUACAGACCUCACGAAACUUACAUGCUUAAACUUUAAUACAGCUGCGCCAGAUUUAUCUAAUGACGAUUCAACUUUACGUGAACCACAUCAAGCGUCAAACUCCAAUGUGUCAGACUCAUUAGAGCCGAAAUAAUUAUAUCGUAAUUAUUGUGCAUCAUGCUGCAAUCUUUUUUGCACAGAACAUCAUUUCCGCUACGACAGCUCCCCCGGUGUUCCACUCAAUAUGAAAAAAACCAGUCGUUUCACAGCUGAUUUCCUAUAAUUAUGCUUACGGGCUAGCAAUUUAACAUGGAUCAUUUAUCGAAUGAUGGAUUUUUGUUAUCAAUGAACACUAAUGUGUUUCAUUCAAACCACUAUGUAUGCAUUUUCUGCCUUGUUUGUUCUUUUCUUUUCUACAUAUUUUUGGGUAGUAUACAGUAUGACGACGACUACAAAUCUUUUUUAUUCUACUUCCUUUAAUAUUCAGAUGAACUGUAUGAUGUCUUUCAAGCAGAGAGUAAUAAUUCAUCCAUUCCUUUGUUUUCAGCUGUUUCCAUUAACGAAAAUCGAUCUGUCUUUCAAAAAGUAUAAUAGUAAUGACUUUCAUUAUUCUCAACCUAAAAUACUGAUAAAGCUUCACAUUAUUUUUUACAUAAAAUGAUUUCGCAAAAACAUCCUACGUUUCAUUCUGUUAAAGACUUCUAAUAACUGAUUUAUCCACCCUAAAAUUGCCAUACGGUUACAAUGUAAACAGAUACUAUAUACGAACUUUCUUCAUUAAUUAAAGCGGUAAAUCCUCCCUUUAU